UAAAAAACUACGCUUUUUAUCGAAAAUCUUAACCUAAGUACACACAGUAUGGAUAACAAUCAAGCUGUCUCGGCGCUCUGGUCCUGUGCCAGUGCCACCUGCCUGUCCCUGGAUGCCAAACGCCACAGCCUAGAGCCCAGCAGCCCGGACGGACAGGCGUCGCUCGAUGUCAACAACAAAUCAGCGCCAGUCGAUGCACAUGCACGAAAGCUCCGGCACAUUGCGCAUACGCCGCGUGGUAGCUGCUUUAUGGCCUUGCUGCUGCUAUUGCUGCUGGCGCUGAACUUUCGGCACGCGCAUAGCUGCGGUCCAGGCCGGGGCCUGGGACGGCGCCGCGAGCGUAACCUCUAUCCGUUGGUGUUGAAGCAAACUGUGCCAAAUUUAUCCGAAUAUCAUAACGGCGCCUCCGGCCCCCUCGAGGGCGUCAUUCAUCGGGAUUCGCCAAAAUUUAAGAAUCUAGUGCUCAACUACAAUAAGGAUAUACUGUUCCGGGAUGAGGAGGGCACCGGCGCCGAUCGCGUAAUGUCCAAGCGCUGCAGAGAGAAGCUGAAUAUGCUGGCCUACUCAGUGAUGAACGAGUGGCCCGGCGUUCGCCUGCUGGUCACCGAGAGCUGGGACGAGGACCAUCAGCAUGGCCAGGAGUCGCUGCACUACGAGGGCCGUGCCGUCACCAUUGCCACCUCCGAUCGCGAUCAAUCCAAGUACGGCAUGCUGGCCCGCCUGGCCGUCGAGGCCGGCUUCGAUUGGGUGUCCUAUGUCAGCCGGAGGCACAUCUACUGCUCUGUCAAAUCAGAUUCGUCGCCUUCGAUUUCCCAUGUACAUGGCUGCUUCACGCCCGAGAGCACAGCGUUGCUGGAGAGCGGCGCAGAGAAGGCGCUGAGCGAGCUCGCCAUCGGUGAUCGGGUGCUGAGCAUGGACACGAAGGGCCAGCCGGUGUACAGCGAGGUUAUACUCUUCAUGGACCGCAAUCUGGAGCAGGUGCAGAACUUUGUGCAACUGCACACAGAUGGUGGCGCCGUGCUCACCGUGACGCCCGCGCAUUUGAUAGCCGUGUGGCAGCCGGAGCGACAGACGCUCGAGUUUGUCUUCGCGGAUCGCGUGGAGGAGCUGAGCCAGGUGCUGGUGCGCGAUGCCACGGGCGAGCUGCGUCCACAGCGCGUGCUCCGGGUGGACAGUGUACAGAGUCGCGGCGUUGUGGCGCCCCUCACGCGCGAGGGCACCAUUGUGGUUAACUCGGUGGCCGCCUCCUGCUACGCCGUCAUCAGCAGCCAGUCGCUGGCGCACUGGGGCCUGGCGCCUAUGCGACUGUGGUCCACGCUACAGUCCUGGAUGCCAGCCAAGGGUCAGCUGCGCUCGGCGCAGGACAAGCCAACGCCAAAGGAUGCCACGGCGCAGCAGCAGAACGGACUGCACUGGUAUGCCAAUGCCUUGUACAAGGUGAAGGACUAUGUGCUGCCACAGAGCUGGCGUCACGAUUAGGCGAUCCACACCCACACACACACACACACACAUCACACAUACUUGAAACAUAUUUGCAGUUCCACAUGCCGACGUAGACGUCAAAUUUAUUGUAAUAUAUUUUGUAGUUAUGUAUGUACUAUACGCCUAUAUGAAGAAAAAAAAAUGAUUGUAUUUCAAUGUUAAUUAUGAUUAAUGCUGAUCAAUACUAUUUAUUAAAAUUAUCUUUGACCUUUUGUAAACGAACACCUAGCUGUAAGUAGGUAAUCCUUUGGCAGAGAUCCUGAGGCCCCAAACCAAUUCUUAAAGCGACGAUCAUCACGACUGUUGUAUAUUUUUAAAAAGAUAUUAAUGCAUAUAUUUAUUGAAGAUGCGGAAGUGAGUUCAAAUUUUUGGAAAAUGAUAAUGUAAAUGCAUAUAUGUUUAUGUAUGUAUAUCGUUUUGUGUAUAUAGAAGCAUUAUAGUGACUGAAUAUCUUAUUGUAAUUGUGUAUAUAAUACUUGAUAGUUA
Messenger RNA from Drosophila arizonae, 1968 nucleotides. It is a transcript of the gene hh, whose product is annotated as hedgehog signaling protein. The record is from RefSeq and is a predicted model, not a curated record. Gene Ontology annotation, molecular function: patched binding; calcium ion binding. Gene Ontology annotation, biological process: intein-mediated protein splicing; regulation of gene expression; cell fate specification. NCBI's taxonomy places the organism in Eukaryota, Metazoa, Arthropoda, Insecta, Diptera, Drosophilidae.